AUGCCAGCUUCGAUCGUAACGUCGGAGGGCUCGGAACAUAGUCGCGAAGACCCAUCUUUGAUGGGCAUCAUUCGAAGCCACAAUGUGUUUGUCACUGUGUCGAGUUCGUCCUCGAAGACUCUUGCCGAUUUCCUCAGCGUCCACCGAGGGUUCAAGGAUGCGCAUGGACACAAGCUCUUCAUGGCUGGACAAGCUUGA
Molecule: messenger RNA, 198 nt
Organism: Aspergillus pseudoviridinutans
Lineage: Eukaryota; Fungi; Ascomycota; Eurotiomycetes; Eurotiales; Aspergillaceae
Exons: 2
Coding region: 1-198 (65 amino acids)
Source: RefSeq, a predicted model, not a curated record